This is a messenger RNA of Giardia duodenalis, 924 nucleotides long. Its product is annotated as Alpha-11 giardin. Gene Ontology annotation, biological process: cytoskeleton organization. The record is from RefSeq and is a predicted model, not a curated record. Lineage: Eukaryota; Fornicata; Diplomonadida; Hexamitidae. Bases 1 to 924 code for a protein of 307 amino acids. Gene Ontology annotation, molecular function: calcium-dependent phospholipid binding; calcium ion binding. Gene Ontology annotation, cellular component: cytoplasm. The transcript has a single exon.
AUGUCCUACGGAGACGCUAUCCCUGAGGUCAAGGCCAUCUUGGAAGCCAAAAACGAGGAGGAGCUCGUGACUUUCACGUCAAGGUGGAGCGCAGAGGAGCGCAAGGAGCUUCGCACGCAGUUCCAGGAUACCACCGGGCUGGAGUUCAUUGCUUUCCUCAAGAAGUGCAUCAAGAAUGGCCCAUACGAGGAUGUUAUGGCUCUCGGUUGGGACUGCAACAUCAGCGCUCGUGUGAACGUUAUCAAGAAGGCCAUGAAGAAUGUUAACGACUUCCGUGCUAUCCACGACGUCGUUCUUAUUGCCACGCCCGAUGAGCGCCUCAAGCUGGCCCAGGCCUACAAAGAGAAGACCGGAAAUGACCUCCUUCAAGACUUCGUGGACCAGAUACCCCUCACCUCUGCUGCGAGCUACCUCUGCCACCUUGCCAUCAGAGAGAACCGUACCCCCCGCGGAUCGGUGGCCAGCGAUGCCGAGGUUCUAAAGCACAACCUCAUAGAUGCAGACGAGCCCGACCACGAGGCCGUCGUGCGUCUGAUUAUCACGAGCACCGCCGACGAGUACAAGGAGAUUAACCACAGGUUUGAGGUCCUUACGGGCAAGAGCGUCCAAGAGGCAAUUGAGACAAGGUAUGCCGACAAGGAGAAUGCUAGAGGUUUGUGCAUUGCACACUACUACAAUUUGGCCCCUGCUCGUGCUGUCGCCUACGCGUUCCACAGCGCAGUAGAGACGCAGAACGAUGAUAUGGCCUACGAGCAGGCUGCCCGCAUCACCGGGCUCUUCCAUGAUCUUCACAAGUUCGCCUGGGUCCACUACGCGUGCUGGGGCGUUAUGCGCGACGACAUCCUCAGCAGAUUCCAGAGCAAGGAGGCCAACAAGGUUAACUUCCGCGAUGCAUGCCUCAUGUUCUGGAAGCUUGCUAAAUGA